Eleginops maclovinus (Patagonian blennie) is the source of this 5393-nucleotide messenger RNA. Its product is annotated as tumor necrosis factor ligand superfamily member 10-like. Gene Ontology annotation, cellular component: membrane. The record is from RefSeq and is a predicted model, not a curated record. The transcript is spliced from 6 exons. Gene Ontology annotation, biological process: immune response. NCBI's taxonomy places the organism in Eukaryota, Metazoa, Chordata, Actinopteri, Perciformes, Eleginopidae. The coding region runs from base 3779 to 4627 and encodes 282 amino acids. Gene Ontology annotation, molecular function: tumor necrosis factor receptor binding.
ACUGUUUUGAUACAGCAGAGAGAGUUUAAUAACAUGGUGGUUUUGAUUAAGCAGCUGCAACAUAGAUCUUUUGUGUUGCAUAUGUCCUCUACAUUGCCAUUUUAGAGAACUCCCCAAGGCCCUUACAUCUGCACGAGCUCUCAAUCAUGUUCAUGUUCAGACAUGUUUUUGAUUUUCAGGGUUAAUUCCUUGGACAAAAACCCAGACGCAGCAAUAAUCAAUGCAUCACCCCCCUCUAGUGGACUGAGAACACCAUGAAACUUUACAGCCUCAUCUAACACACAUUUAGUAACUACAGUUGCAACUUACUUUGCUUACUUAUAAGUACAGCACUUAAAUACAACUUUGAGGUUUAUGCUACUUUAAAUUUCAGAGGCAUAUUGUACUUUUACUAUACUAUUACUGAUACAAGCAAACUGUGACUCACAAUGCAACACUCAUGCUUCUAGUGGUUAGCGCUCCAACAGAGUCCCAACAGAGCCGGCCAGCUAACCAAUCAGAGACUGGGCUCUGGUUUCAGACAGAGGGUGAAAAGGGGUGCUGGAGCACAGGCAGUAUGAGGGAAAUAAAGAGCUUUUUGAACAUUAAAGCAUGGAAACAUAUCACAGUAGAGGCAAAAAAAUACAGAUAUGAACCUGAAAAUGAACAAUAAUAGGCCCCUUUAAAUAAAAUUUCAAAUGCUAGACCUUACUUGUAAUGAAAUAUUCCACCACUGAUCAAAAGUAAAAUAUUAGAAGUGAAGUAUUGUGAGUUAAAUAUAAACCUAUGUGUUGGCUCUGUUUCUAAGCCUCCGCAUUCACAUACAGUAGUUUCCUACCAGGUCAACACCCUUCCACUGACACGCUCACUAACAGUGGCAAUUGUGCUACCGUAGCAUUUUUCAGCACUAGUCUUUGUUUUAUAAAUGAGACAAUGAGCAGCUGUAGUGCUCAGAUGGGAAUUUAGGGGGAUUCCAUGACUUUAUCGAGAGGAACGUUGGGAGGAGAAGCCUCGGGGGAGUGAAGAAGGGAGUGCAUGACAGAGGAUGAUGCCCGGAGUAUGAUCCGUCAUCUAAACCCAUUAUAAGUCAUCGGGGUCUUUUUAAACUUUGAACUUCAAGGGAGAAGCUGCUUUCAGUUCCAGAAAAUAAGCAACUCCCCUUUGCUUCCCUGUUCAUCUGAUUUCAGAUGUUAAGGUUUGGUAACAGAGUGUCAUCACGAGUUUCUGGUUUUAUAUAUAUUAAAAUAUUGCGUGCAAACCAAAGCGAAAGGAGAUAAUUGAUCAUUUGGGGAUGGAACAUGGAUUGACAUUUUUAGUUAACUUUGAUAUAAAUUGGUCUUCAGUUGCUGAUUAGAGUGUGCUAUUCCAGCAAUUGAUUUAUAUUUCCUUCAAACUCAGGGCAGAUUCACAAAAACAAUCACCUUACUGUUCUCUCUCCCCACAGCGGAUGUAACAAAAAACAAAGCUUUAUAGCAACACAGUGUGGUUUGAUGUUGUUUAAUGAGCCUUGGAGUUGCUGGUUUGUCCAUGUCUUUAAGUCUUUAUGCUAAGCUAGGCUAACUGGGACUCUGACUGGUUCAUAUGCGUGUAUAUGUGGUGUUUACCUUCUCUUUUUACUAAAAUAAAUGAGCACAUUACCCAAAAUGUUGUUCCAUUAGCUUUAAGCUUUAAAACACCUGAGGUUUAAAGCCAGUCAGGGCCUGCUGCAUGUUGACGUGUUGGACAGAGUUCAAGAGUCAUGACAGAUUGGCUAAUAAGAGGAAUAAUACCAAUAUACCAUGAUGGGAAAAAAAAGUUUAAACAUGGCGUAAAAUGACUCAGUUCUGCACACAUACCUUCUCAAUCUCUCUGUGUUAGUUUGCCAUGGGACUGUAGACAGGCAUGUCUCUCAGGGUGUCAUCUUCCCUGCCCGAGGCCAGGCAGUCUUCUGAUAUCACUCACCUUCUUUCCUGCUUCUCUCUGACAAGCCUGGGAAUUGUUGCACCUGAGGGAACACAAGAGCCUUUUAUCACUGUCUGUUCUGCUUUUUGAAAAUUGUAUUCAGUAAAGGAAACUAACCAAAUACUUAAAUUCCUCCUGUACUUCCUUACCCUGCCAACACUUUCAUUUAACCUGUUACAGGACUAAACCUGUGUGAACUUAACAACUGCAUGUGUGCCAGUGUGAAUGUGUAGCACAUGCUUUAAUGAUGGUCCUGAUUGUUGGGAGGGCCGUGCACAUCCAGGAGCCUUGAAUUUCUUCAGCUCUACUCUCACUUCCUCACACAGACAAUGGCGCAGGGUUAGAGGUGAAGGAAUGAAAGUAAAGGAACCACCAGGAAUCACUCAAGGUUAAGCUCUGCAGAUUGAAUGACUCCCCUGGGAAAAAUACUACUUAGGGCUACACAUAAGCAAAAACAAUGGUGGGUCACUUGGCACUUAUCGUAUAGCAUGCUCUCAGAUCACUUCACAAUAGCAGGAAAGAGAAGAGAAAAGCCUUUUUUCAUCUUGUUUUCAGAUGUUGAUUAUCUGCUUUCUGCACAGCAGUUAAGUGCUUUUGGUCCUAUGACACCAUGACAUUGUUUUAUCUGUUUUAGCAACACCCUUUCAAAUGGACAAAAAAUGCAAAACAAUUAUCUCAUAUCACAUCCCUGAGUGUGACCAAAGCCUCAAUGCUCACCUUAAAUGCCUCAGACAAACAACAUAGCUGCCUUUGUGGCUCCAAAUUAGAAGUCUGGUAGUCGUAAAAACGAUUUGACUGGAAGUAAUAAUUCAAUUAAGCAAAUUACAAAUUACAACAGAUGUGGGAUAAUGUCAUUAAAGUGGAACAACGAUACUUUGAACAACAGGAAGGCCAAAACAAUUUCAAAUACUGAGAAACCUCUGCCUUUUAUUAGCAUCUGCUACACAUAACUCAAUGGAUUUGACACUUUAAAGAUGUCACUUCAGAAGAAGAAUUUGUGGUCUAUAAAGCCCAUUAACAUUUGCUAUAAAUGUAAAACUUCUAUAUGCAUGAAAAAUACAUCAAUUAUGUUAAACAUUUUUAGAUUUGAUGUAUGAUUAUUUUGUAUAGGCCUAUGUUUAGUGUCAUUAUUGUAAGCCUUGUAAAAACAAACUUUAAAUCUUAACGUUGAAACUAAACAUGGCCCAGUUGUCCUUGAAGUGUUCAGGGGAAAAGGAAGUCUGAACACAUAUAACUCAAUUAUAACUGGGGAAACUCCAUUUACUGAUGAAGAUGAUGUGAACAUAACACAAUCAAAUGUAUGCCUGGGUGUAAAUGGCACUGUCAGUGUAUCUGUCAUGCCAUACACACCCAGGUGCAAAUAGCAUUGUUCACUAUAGUCCCCCUGUUGCCAAUAGCAUCUACCUAUGAUUUAUUACUCGAAAAAUAUUUACUUAUAAAUGGACCUAUUAUUAAAUAAUCUGUCAUACUAGUUUUCAAUCUUAAUGGCAAGUGAAUCAUAAAUUCGAGUAAAAUAUGUCAACCAUGUAAGAACUUAAAAGGUCUCCCUUGUUUGUGAUCUACAUGCACUUUUAACAAGUUUCCACUUUUCCAAGAGCACUUGAAGGCGACAUGAAGUUGCAUGUGCAGCACUAAGCUCCCAGCUCAUUUCGUUCUAAUAACAGUGACAUCUUGAGGUUGUUGUAAUCCUCCGUACCUCCUCCGUCCCUCCCUCCCUCUCUGUUUGUCUCCCACUCUCUCUCUCUCCCUCUCCCUGUAAAGCAGAAAUGCAGCAGAGCCUGAUCUGACUUGUCCUUGCUGCUGGAAGUGAUUUCUUGCCUCUCGGAAACUGAUUUUAGUGCAACGCUCACGCUGUGAUAUGGCUGUUUCUGUUUCUCUCCAGAGUCUGGGGCUCAUCCUGCUCGCAGCAAUCCUCCUGCAGACCAUUGCGGUUUCGGUCAGUUUUGUCUACUUUAACAAAGUCCUGAGCACGAUGCAAGAGAGUUUCUCCCGCAGUAGCGUUUCCUGUCUGAUUAACGCAAAUCUGCACUCAGAGGCCGAAGAUUCAGGGGAGGACAAGAAGAGCGACCCCUGCUGGCAAGUGUUGAAACAGCUCCACUACCGCAUAGAGAAGACGAUGGCUGACAGAUUCCAGAAGGAGAUAUCUACAGCCAUGACAAAUAAGCUAACAGGAGUGUUGCCAUUCCUGAGCCCAGGGGUCCCUCUCCCUAAAGUUGCUGCCCAUGUGACCGGUGUCCUCUCAUCCACAGAGCCUUCAAAUGCAGAUGGCCCACGGAGCAGCAGAGGGUACCUGGGAGAGCGCAUCAGAGCGUGGGAGGGACAGAGGGGUUUGUCCUUCCUGCAGAACAUGGAGCUGAAGGGGGGAGAGCUGCUGGUUCCCCGAGCAGGCCUCUACUACAUCUACGGCCAGACGUACUUCAGACUGCCCUCCACAGCUGAGACAGAGGGGGAGGCAAAGGAAGAAGGAGCACAGCUUAUCCAGUAUAUCUACAAGAAGAUGAGUUCCUACACGGUGCCAAUCCUGCUGAUGAAGUCGUCCCGGAGUGUCUGCUGGCCUCGAGGCCCAGAGCCUGGUCUCUUCUCUCUGCAUCAGGCUGGUACCGCCUUCCUACAGCCCGCAGACCGCCUCUUCAUCACGGUUAGCAACGCCAGCACCAUGGAGAUGGACGGGAGGGCAAGCUACUUUGGGGCCUUCCUUGUGGGAUAAUGGGAGAAAACCUUCCGGAUUGAAGUGUCCGGGACUGGGUUGACUUGAUAUCGAUAUCAUCAGAAGGAGCCCCAGAGAUCAGGGGUGUGCUUUAUAAUACGAGCAGCUGCCGAGGGUUCAGGAAGGACUCUGAGGAGUGCAAAGGAUGUCUUCAGGACCAAGGAGCUAUAAGGAUAUGAUCAGACGGAGCUCCAGUUGCCAAACAUGGCAAAGAAGAGCCAUUGCUGUGUUUUAACUGCAGAGAGGGUUAAACCUGAGCUGGUAAAUAAUUCUGUGUUCCAGGAUGUACCAUCUGACAGACCAUCUGGAUUAUGCAGUGCUUUCAGAGUACAGGGAACUGGGAGGACAAUAGAUGCAGAGUCAUAGUUAGACUCCAAUGUGAGCAUUACUUUUGAGGACAGAGAAAACUCAUUUGCCUGCAGGUAAAGUGCUCAUCCUCACGUAAGAAUUGACGGUUAAGCUUCAAACAUGCCAAAGAAGACUCAAGAUGUUCUGUAUUAUGAGUGACUAGUCCUUUUUGUUUACAGUUCUUUUGGUUUAACUUCGUCUUUGUAAAUAUUCUUGUUAUAAAUGUGACGCAGAUCAUGAUGUCCUGUAGCCUUAAAGAGACGCACUGAUCUAAUAGGAAUAGACUGAUUAUUCAAGUAUUUUCUGACACAUUGACACUUUAUAUCCAAGGGAUACCAAUACAUUUCUAAAUGCUGGAUACAUGGUUGCUGUAAACAAUUAAAGCUCCUUUUUUCCAAGUCUUUUUGACUAAUUUGAA